CACGACAGCAGCAGUUGAGCACCGUAUUCCCGAGGCGUAACGCCUCUCGCAUUGCUCUAAUUUUAAUAACGACAUAUACGUAUAAAUAUUUUCUCUCAAGUGACAGUUCGUAUAAUAAUCGCGCAUUGUCAUUUUUUUCGCAACUUGAAUUCCAUCGUGUGAAUAAAGAUCAGCAUGGUAUACAUCAUCGUGUUAUCGAUUGUCGUGGGUGCUUUAGGUAUUUAUUAUUAUCUUUUUAAAGAUUUGGACUUUUUCAAGAAACAUGGAAUACCGUAUAAGAAACCUUCCCCAUUACUUGGGAACAUGGGAUCGAUAUUAUUUCGUCGCCAAUCGUUAGCUGAAUUAAUUAAAUCAAUAUACGAUUUAUCUCCUGACGCCAAGUACGUCGGUGUUUACGACUCGACCAAGCCACUCAUAGCACUCCGCGAUCCCGAGCUUAUUAAAUCCAUCACGUUAAAACAUUUCGACAUGUUUAUGGAUCGUUGCAUCGUUAUCGAGGAAACUCAAGAUCCAUUUUUUGGUAAGAAUGUAUCCGCUCUUCGCGGAGAGAAAUGGCGCGAAGUGAGAUCUAUAUUGAGCCCGGCUUUCACGUCCAGUAAAAUGAAAAAUAUGUUCAAGCUAAUGUCAGAUUGCGGUAUCGACUUUGUCAAUUAUUUGAUGCAAUUGCCAGCGGAGAAGAGGAUAAUGGAAAUGAAAGAAGUCUUCACGAGGUACACGAAUGACGUAAUAGCUACGUGCGCCUUUGGUAUCAGUGUUGAUUCCAUGAGAAACCCCAAAAAUGAAUUCUAUGUGUAUGGCAGAGAGGUGAGAUUCAAUACUAUUGCUAUAAUAAAGUUCUUUAUAUAUAGAAGCUUGCCUUGGCUGGCACGAAUAAUGAGAUUGAAAUUUGUUCGUGAAAUAGCGAAUUUUUUCCGAGAUCUCGUAAAAGUCACAAUAAAAAUUAGAGAUGAGAACGGUAUCGUUCGACCAGACAUGUUACAGCUGAUGAUGGAGAAUAGAGAUAAAGACGAUAAAAUAGAAUUGACUAUAGACGAUAUGGUUGCCCACGCGUUUAUUUUUUUCUUUGGCGGCUUCGAUAGCAGUUCUUCAUUAAUGUGUUUCAUCGCUCAUGAACUCGCGGCAAAUCAGGAUAUACAAGAAAGACUUCACAAUGAGAUCGAUGAGAUUUUAGAAAAAACAAAUGGACAAGUAUCAUACGAAGCAAUUAAUAGCAUGGAAUACUUGGACGCUGUGAUUAACGAGGUCCUUAGAAUGUAUCCGGUUAAUUUAAUGUUAGAUAGACUAUGUUUGAAAGAUUUCGAGUUACCACCGACAUUACCAGGAGUAAAACCCUUUACUCUAAAAAAAGGACAUGGCAUAUGGAUACCGAUUUAUGGACUUCAUCACGAUCCUCAAUACUUUAAAGAGCCGGAAAAGUUCGAUCCCGAACGAUUUCUUGGCGAGCGGAAAAAAGAGAGUCUCAACUGCGGAGCCUAUCUUCCCUUUGGUUUAGGUCCUAGAAUGUGUUUAGGAAACAGAUUCGCAUUGCUGGAAACGAAGGUUCUGUUUUUUCAUCUGCUGACACGUUGCGAUUUCGAACCUUGCGAGAAGACCUCGAUACCGCUCAAAUUUUCUAAAGGUUUUAAUUUGAAGCCCGAGGGAGGUUUCUGGCUGAAUGUAUCGCCAAGAAAAAAUCCACAUCAUACUAUUGCAGCCAAUAUCGCAAAUAACAAAUUAUAAAACGUACUUUUCUCCGUCAAAUUCAUUCUUAUCACUGCUUAUUGGCUGAUAUCAUUACGAUAUGCUGAUACUAUCAGGACUAUGAUAUGAUAUCACAAUUUAUGUUUUAUGUUAUUGUUUGUGCAGCAGAUUUAAAAUUCUGAAUAUACAAAAUUGCAAAGUAA
This is a messenger RNA of Camponotus floridanus (Florida carpenter ant), 1883 nucleotides long. Its product is annotated as cytochrome P450 9e2. NCBI's taxonomy places the organism in Eukaryota, Metazoa, Arthropoda, Insecta, Hymenoptera, Formicidae. Gene Ontology annotation, molecular function: oxidoreductase activity, acting on paired donors, with incorporation or reduction of molecular oxygen, reduced flavin or flavoprotein as one donor, and incorporation of one atom of oxygen; heme binding; iron ion binding. The record is from RefSeq and is a predicted model, not a curated record.